Talpa occidentalis (Iberian mole) is the source of this 534-nucleotide messenger RNA. It is a transcript of the gene SRARP, whose product is annotated as steroid receptor associated and regulated protein. The record is from RefSeq and is a predicted model, not a curated record. Gene Ontology annotation, molecular function: nuclear estrogen receptor binding. Gene Ontology annotation, biological process: positive regulation of intracellular estrogen receptor signaling pathway. The transcript has 3 exons. Bases 1 to 534 code for a protein of 177 amino acids. Lineage: Eukaryota; Metazoa; Chordata; Mammalia; Eulipotyphla; Talpidae. Gene Ontology annotation, cellular component: cytoplasm; nucleus.
AUGAAUGCUCACGUACUGAGGCUGCAGCAGGUCCCCUCUGAAGACCCCAGGGACGGGAGAGCCAGCCCCAAAGUCAUGGACCUUGAGACAGAUCUGGGGACCAGCUCAGGUGGGAGGCUGGCCCGCCAUCCGAAGGCCAUCCCCAGGGCUCACCUGACUUUUAUGAUUGACUGUUCUCGUGGGAAACAGCUCUCCCUGCUAGCACCCCCAGUGCCGCCCCCAGCCCUGAGCCCCUGUCUAGGACCUGCCCACCCUCCAAUGAAGACAUACAUCUUGUUCUGUGGGGAAAGCCAGCCCCAUCGGGCCCACGAGGCCCCCCUGCAUGGAGGACACUGUGCCCAGGCCCCGGGCACCCUGCCAGCCUUCCAGGGGACUGUGGCUCCGGCUUCGACUCCCGUCAGCCCCCUCUGCCCCCAGGAGGCUCCGGGAGCCAAGGGGAGUCCCUUGAAGACUGUGAGAUAUUCUGCUUGGGGGACAGUCAAGGGCUCCCUCAAAGGACUCCUCUCUUCCUGUGUCUGUGGGCAGGCGGAUUAA